AUGGCACUGUCCCCGAGCAGAAACAUACUCUGCCUGUUUGAUGUGGACGGCACGCUGACCCUCCCGAGAGAGAAAAUUGACCCACGGAUGGAUGAGUUCUUCCAGACCCUGCGGAGGAAAGUCAAAAUAGGCAUUGUGGGGGGUUCUGACUUACCCAAGAUCGCAGAGCAGCUGGGGGACGGUGAUGAUGUGAUCCAUAAGUUUGACUAUGUAUUUGCUGAGAAUGGGACAGUUCAGUACAAAGAUGGAAAACUCCUCUCCAAACAGGCCAUUCAGAACCAGAUUGGCGAGGAGCUGCUUCAAGACCUGAUAAAUUUUUGUCUCAGUUACAUGGGACUAAUCAAGCUGCCAAAGAAAAGGGGAACGUUUAUUGAAUUUAGGAAUGGAAUGCUGAACAUUUCUCCCAUUGGCCGCAGUUGUACACCUGAGGAGCGUCUGGAGUUCUCUGAAAUUGACAAGAGGGAAAAGAUCCGAGAGAAGUUUGUCUCUGCACUGAAGGAGGAGUUUGCUGGCAAAGGUCUGAGGUUCACCAGAGGUGGUCUCAUCAGCUUUGACAUUUUCCCAGAGGGCUGGGACAAGAGGCUGUGUCUGGAGGUUCUGGAAAGGGAAGGCCUGGAGGCCAUCUACUUCUUUGGCAACGAGACUUCAGAUGGAGGGAAUGACUACGAGAUCUUUAAUGACCCUCGCACUAUUGGUUUCACCGUGUUCUCCCCGGAGCACACAGUCCGGCUUUGUCGACAACUGUUCUGUGACACUCCUGGUGAAUCCUGA
Messenger RNA from Knipowitschia caucasica, 771 nucleotides. NCBI's taxonomy places the organism in Eukaryota, Metazoa, Chordata, Actinopteri, Gobiiformes, Gobiidae. The record is from the annotation of a GenBank genome assembly.